AUCACCUUGGCCACUGCACUUGAUACAGUCUCCUGCAGACAGGGUCCGGACUAAGUGCUGCAGGCACACAGGCAGGCUAGCACCAACAUCUCUGAGCCAUCUGUGAGCAUUAACCCUGGAACAGAAGUAGAGUCCAACGAGAGGGGAGCAAAAAAAAAUGGGAGUUGAGAAAAUGGAAAUGGAAGACACAGACUCUACUCUUAUGGAGAAAGGCAAGAAACCACCUGUGUCCAGACCCCCCAACAAAUAUGAGACGCUGUUCCAGCCCUGCCUGGCCGAGAUAGUGGGGACCAUGUUCUUUGUGUUCAUUGGCUGCGUGUCCGUCAUCGAGAACGUGCCAGCAGCUGGACGGGUGCAGCCGGCUCUGGUGCACGGGCUGGCUGUGGCGGUGAUGGUGGCGGUCAUGGACAACAUCAGUGGCUCCCAUUUCAACCCCCCCUUCACUAUUGCCAUCUACCUGUGCGGAGGCAUGGAGCUGAUGAUGGUGGGGCCAUAUCUUGUCAGCCAGCUGAUUGGAGGAGUCCUUGGAGCAGGAAUGUCCAAGUUAAUGACCCCUGCACAACGCUAUCACAAUGCCACAGGAGCAGCGUUUGAUAUCCUCAAGUCAGAGAGCCAGCUGUCCGGGGCCAUCUUUGGGGAGGUGGCUAUGACCUGCAUGGUCACCAUGGUGGUGCUGCUGGUGGCAGUCAACAAGAAGACAAAAACCCCAAUGGCUCCUUUCCUGGUGGGCUGCACCGUCAUCAUCUGCAUCCUGGCAGGGGGUGAUGUAUCAGGGACGUGUCUGAACCCUGCCAGGGCUUUCGGUCCGGCUGUGAUGGCAAACUACUGGACCUACCACUGGGUCUACUGGGCCGGACCCAUAGGAGGAGGUCUGGUGGCUGCUGCUUUGCUCAGGCUCAUACUCGGUGAUAACAAGUUACGAGUCGUUAUGAACUCAUAACACCUUCUAGCCCGUUUAUUGCCCAGGCGAC
Molecule: messenger RNA, 971 nt
Organism: Seriola dumerili (greater amberjack)
Lineage: Eukaryota; Metazoa; Chordata; Actinopteri; Carangiformes; Carangidae
Gene: aqp8a.2
Product: aquaporin-8-like
Exons: 5
Coding region: 158-940 (260 amino acids)
Biological process (GO): water transport; transmembrane transport
Cellular component (GO): plasma membrane
Molecular function (GO): water channel activity
Source: RefSeq, a predicted model, not a curated record